Esox lucius (northern pike) is the source of this 4726-nucleotide messenger RNA. RefSeq names its product teashirt homolog 1. Gene Ontology annotation, molecular function: DNA-binding transcription factor activity, RNA polymerase II-specific; DNA binding. Gene Ontology annotation, biological process: regulation of transcription by RNA polymerase II. The coding region runs from base 800 to 4312 and encodes 1170 amino acids. The transcript is spliced from 3 exons. The record is from RefSeq and is a predicted model, not a curated record. Gene Ontology annotation, cellular component: nucleus. NCBI's taxonomy places the organism in Eukaryota, Metazoa, Chordata, Actinopteri, Esociformes, Esocidae.
CAUGCAUUCGUUUUAUGCAGCGGAACAUUGGCUCCUGCCGCAGCCCCAAAUGCAAUGCAAAGCUGCUUCUCCAUCUCUUCUGUUGGUGCCAGUAUACCCCCCGAUGACUUUCUGUUUGCAGGUUCGUGACGUAGGUUAAGAAGACAGGACAGAACGAGAUGCCGAGAUGGAAUGAUAGACAAAUGUAGGGGCGGAACUUGGAAAUAUUCCUAUUGCUCUCUCCUGAAAUGGACGCAAAUAAGGUUGUGAUAUCGAUGGGGAUGGAUAAGCCGAUUUUAACCGAGAACUGAGCUUGAAGAAGCGCACGCAGCCUUCCACGGAAAUACAUUUAAAAGGUGUUUGCUCACACUGGACGUAUUUGUUUACCAUCAGAGUUUAUUUAUUUUGGAGUGAAGACGAUACAAAGUAGCCUUGCUCAAACACCGUCGUGAUUUCAACCCUCGGAUGGCAUUAGGGGAGUGACUGAAACUUCGCUUCGACGUCUGCCGCUUUUUCUACCACACAGAGAUGAGGGAAGAUGAUCUUUCAUUGACAUGUUAUGAACUGGCCAAAUUCGCCCUUCGUUUUGAUCUCACAAACUUUUUUUCGUUUGUUCUUUAUCGUCUGUCAUUUGUGUAAAGGACACAUUUAAUUAUAUUGUGACUGUUUCAGGUGUUUGGCAUUUACGAAAACAAACAAUUCUAAUAGAAAAACAGUUGACAGUUCUUUCCAACAACAAGCUACGGGAUGGGUUUUCUCCACUGACAGUCGUAUUGUUUUGAUUCCUGCAUGAAAAGUGCCGUGGAAAGUGACGGUCACUAUGCCGAGGAGAAAGCAGCAAGAACCGAGGCGAUCAGCGGCUUACGCAUCGGAGGAUGAGUUUAAGGCAGGAGCGGUGGAUGAGGAACACCUGCAGGAUGACGGGCUGUCACUGAACGGGGAGGAUACUGAGUUCCUUUGCAACGAGGAAGAGGACGGGGGCCAAGCGCCUGGUUACCGCGACUCUCCACUCAGCAACGGCACCAACCCUGAUGCUGGCUAUGGCUCCCCACUCAGUGAUGCCAGCGACCGGCUCACGGACUUCAAGAGCACCUCCUCCAGGGACGGCCAGGAGAGGGAGGAAGCCCCCCUCCCUGCCGUUCCGAACAAUGGCCUUUCCUUAAGGGACAGCCUGGCUCAGAUGAAAGCUGUCUAUGCAAACCUGAUCUCAGAUGCUUCCUGGUCCAGCAUUGCAAUGGACAUCAUGAAAGCCAAGCCGGCUGCCGCUGGCGCCCUCCCCACCGCCCCCAACCCCCCCACACACAACAACAACAACAACAACCCCAGUGAGAACGGCAAUGCUAGCAACCAUCACCAUAACGGCAGAAGCAGUACCACCACCUUUAACCACCACACGAGCGGUGGCAGCUCAAACAGCAACACGGCAACAUCUAUUGGUAGCAACAGUGGCGGUGGGGGCGCCAGCGGUGGGGCCAGUGGUGGCUCUAGUAACGGUGGGGCUGUUGCGUAUGAUUGGCACCAGGCGGCCCUGGCUAAGACCCUCCAGCAUACCCCUUACCAACUGCUGCCUGAGCCUAGCCUGUUCAGCACGGUGCAGCUCUACCGCCAGAACAACAAACUCUACGGCUCCGUGUUCACCGGCGCCAGCAAGUUCCGCUGCAAAGACUGCAGUGGUGCCUAUGACACGCUAGUGGGGCUCACGGUCCACAUGAAUGAGUCCGGUCACUACCGCGAUGACAACAAGGAGAAGGAGGAGGAGCGGGGCAAGCGUUGGUCCAAGCCCCGCAAGCGCUCCCUAAUGGAGAUGGAAGGCAAGGAGGAUGCUCAGAAGGUGCUUAAAUGCAUGUACUGCGGCCACUCCUUUGAGUCUCUGCAGGACCUGAGCGUCCACAUGAUCAAGACCAAGCAUUACCAGAAAGUGCCUCUGAAAGAACCGGUGCCGGCCCUGGCCACUAAACUUUUGCCCUCUGCCAAAAAACGAGCCCUUCAGGAUGCCCUGUUGUCCCCGUGCUCGCCAGACUCAGUCCACGGUGGUAGUGGUAGCCAUGUGUCCCAGGGGGAUGCAGGGAAAGACCCCAAGUCCACAUCGAACCCCUACGUCACACCCAACAAUCGUUAUGGCUAUCAGAAUGGUGCCAGUUACACAUGGCAGUUUGAGGCUCGCAAGGCCCAGAUCCUGAAGUGCAUGGAAUGCGGGAGCUCCCACGAUACACUGCAACAGCUCACCGCCCAUAUGAUGGUCACAGGCCACUUCCUUAAGGUCACCAACUCUGCCUCAAAGAAAGGCAAGCAGCUGGUCUUUGACCCAGUGGUGGAGGAGAAGAUUCAGUCCAUCCCUUUACCACCCACCACCACAAGGUUGCCUGUCCCCAGCCUCAAGUCUCAACCUGUCUCCCCAGCACUCUCUACUAGUUCUGAUGAAAAGAGAGAACCAGAGGAUGAGAGGAUGGAGGCGAGCGAGCCCGGAAUAAAGAAGAUCAAAGAGGAGAAGGAAGAACCAGACGAGAAGACCGAGGUGGACACUGGAUCGUACAAGUACCUGAGAGAGGAGGACCUGGAGGAGGCUCCUAAAGGAGGCUUGGACAUCCUCAAGUCUCUGGAGAACACGGUCUCCAGUGCCAUCAGCAAGGCUCAGACGGGCACGCCUCAGUGGGGCGGUGGCUACCCCAGCAUCCACGCCGCCUAUCAGCUCCAGGGCCACAUGAAGUCCUCGUCCUCUGCAAUGCACUCCUCAGUCCAGAGCGUGCAGAUCCAGCCGGUGUUCAACAGCGGUAUCCGCAGCCUGGUGAGCCAGGACCCAGGCUCAGUGAUGCACUCGCCCAGGAGCCCCACUUCUCCUCUUUCUCUCAGGAGCAACGUCACUGCCAUGGAAGAGCUGGUGGAGAAGGUCACAGGGAAAGCAGCUGCUGUGGUGAAGAAGGAGAAAGAAGAGAAGAUGGUGAGCUUGGACCGCCACAGGUCAGCGUCCCUGGUCAAGUCCCCCUCUCCUGUACUGAAAGAGACGAGGGACCACCACUCGGCACCCAACGACCUCACCAUUGGGAAGGCCCUGGUUCGGAACAGCAGCCCCGGAGGUGUGGAGUUGGAGACGGUCUGCAAGAAGGAGCCCAAGGAGCGGUUGGUAGAUAACCACAACAGCCAUUCAAAGAACAGCCCAGAGGCCCGCAAGUCACCCCUCACAAAUGGCACCAACAGCCUGGGCAUCAUCACCGAUCACUCACCCGAGAGGCCUUUCAUCAACCCGCUUAGCGCACUUCAGUCAAUCAUGAACACCCACCUGGGCAAGGCCUCCAAGCCCGUCAGCCCGACGGGCGACCCGCUGGCCAUGCUCUAUAAGAUUAGUAACAGCAGGAUGGAGAAACCGGCCUUCAACCAGACUCAGGCCAAGCAAGCGGAGCCCAUCAACCGCUACUACCAGUAUGAGAGCAACGACCAGCCUAUUGACCUUAGGAAGUCCAAAAACACUAACACCAAUGGCAGCAGCUGCAGCACUGUCUUAAACAGCCACAGCGGCGUUAAUGGUCACAAACCCAUCAUGUCGAGCCUAACUCUGUCAGAUGUUUCUUCUCCCUUGAGAGAGAAUGCUUUGAUGGACAUAUCAGACAUGGUAAAGAACCUUACAGGGAGGCUGACGCCCAAGUCCUCCACCCCGUCUUCCAUCUCAGAGAAGUCAGACGCAGAUGGAAGCGCAUUUGAGGAUGCUCUGGAAGAUUUAUCACCAGUCCAGAAGAGGAAAGGUCGGCAGUCUAAUUGGAACCCUCAGCACCUUCUCAUCCUCCAGGCUCAGUUCUGCUCCAGCUUGCGGGAGACCCCGGAGGGUCGCUAUGCCAUGACAGACCUCGGCCCUCAAGAGAGGGUUCACAUCUGCAAGUUCACGGGCCUCUCCAUGACCACCAUCUCUCACUGGCUGGCCAACGUCAAGUACCAGCUCCGAAGGACUGGCGGGACCAAGUUCUUGAAGAACAUGGACUCAUGCCAGCCUGUGUUCCUCUGUGGAGAUUGUGCUUCCCAGUUCAGGACUGCCUCCACCUACAUUGGUCACCUGGAGUCUCACCUGGGCUUCAGCUUAAAGGACUUGUCCAAGCUGUCCAAUGAGCACCUACGGGAGCAGCAGGCUGCCUCCAAGGUGAUCACAGACAAAAUGACUUUUGGCAGCACCCUGGCAUCCCUGACCGCGCCAGAGGACGACACUGGCUCAGUUUAUCAGUGCAGGCUUUGCAAUCGAACAUUCGUCAGCAAGCAUGCUGUCAAACUUCACCUCAGCAAAACCCAUGGCAAGUCACCAGAGGAUCAUCUGGUAUACGUCACUGCUCUCGAGAAGCUGGAGAAGUAGUGAAAGGGUCUGGAGCUGCAGAAAGAGACAAAUGAACAGACAGAAAGACGGCUGUGUAACUGACCAGAAUUUCAUUGCACUAAAAUAACAUUGUUAACAGUUUCUGCACUGGGCCAAACUGAGCCGCCAGAAAUCAGUCUUAUUUUUUUUGUUGUGAUACUGCCUGACUGGACCAUGUCUUUUCACAUUAAUUUUACUUUGGUUUUUGUUUUUAUUUUGCCAAGCUUUUUUAACACUUAUUUUGUAAUGUAUUUAUAUGCUAUUUGUCUGAUCUGUGCAUGUAUUUUAGUGAACCAAGGUUAAACACAAGUUUUUAAUCUUUUCAUGACAAAAAAAACGACUACUGUUUCAAUGGUGACUAAAGUGGUGACUGAAAAAUUAAGUAGGGGAUAAAUAAAACUGUACAAUACUUGA